UAAAAGGACAAAGUAAACGUCCCUACUUUGGUAUAAAUAAAACCAGCCUUAUGAUCGUGAACAGACUUCGAGAGAAUCGUCGUCAUCGUCAUCGACAUCAUCCUCAUCUUUAGACGAACACCAAACCAUGACCAGCAUUCAAAACUCUCAGACAUCGGAGAAAAUGGCCAAUACUAUGGUUUGGUUGACUGCCUCCCUGCUUGUCCUUGUGUGGACUGAUGCCUCUGCUGCAAUGGAUCCUCAGAAAGUCUUCAAGUAUUAUAAGGCCAUGAAAACCAAGUAUCCACUGAACAACAUGUACAGUAUGGCUCUGAGAAUUCAGGGCCCCAACAACAACGAAGACCCAAGUUCAUUUUUUCAAGGUCUUGACAGUGUCAACAAUGUAAAGAGAGUAUUCCAACAGGACAGGGUGUUUGUAAGUGAUAGGGUGAUGGCGGCCAGACCUCGUCCAAAUGAAUGGACAACCGAUCAUGCUGAGGCACGUGUGGCCAACCUCUUGCGCAGUUGGUAUAACCAAAACCAAUUAAAUAGAGAUUGGAUUCUUUUCUAUGUUAAAGCAUCACCGUGUGCCACAAAAUGCGCAGACCCCAAACAUCCUGGAAACAUCCUGGGAGAAAUCGCAAAGUUGAAAAAGUGGUCCAGAUUUGCUUUUGUGUUUUCCGACGUAUUCCAGCCAAAUCCUAACAAUCAAAAUGCUCAAGGGAAAGUGUUUCAGUUUACUGAAGAAGACCAGAAAAAUGCCCUUAAGCAGGUAGCCAAAAGAAUUGGUCGCAGAAACAUAUUCCGCUGUAAUAAUAACACGUGUGUUAAGUGCUUUAACAAAAACGGGAUUGACACAUUUUGCAUUUCAGGUUAGAGUCAGAUGAAAAUGUCUUGAAAGACACAAAUCUGAGAACAUGCAUAAGUUCAACAAGAAUGCAACGCACAGCUUUAAAGUAAACUCCUUUUGAAUGUUGCAGGGACACAGGAGCUAUUGAUCAUCUACUGCCUCUUGUGGCCAAUUAAUGUCACACAAGUUUAAAAGGUCAAAACGUUCCUGUGACGUUGGAGUUUUUUUUACUGCAGUAACCACAGUAAGCAGCAGAUGACCAGUCCCCUAAUUGUCCCUGUCUCCAAAAGUAGUUUUCUGUUUUCUUCCGCCCUCUGCUGGCUAUGUAUCAGAACUUUGGAAACGCCUUAAAUCAUUGUUAACCAUUUAAAGCUGUAAUGGUUUUUUUUCCGAUUAAAGCUUCGCUCAAUGCAA
This is a messenger RNA of Cynoglossus semilaevis (tongue sole), 1243 nucleotides long. RefSeq lists its product as uncharacterized. The transcript has 3 exons. The record is from RefSeq and is a predicted model, not a curated record. NCBI's taxonomy places the organism in Eukaryota, Metazoa, Chordata, Actinopteri, Pleuronectiformes, Cynoglossidae. Bases 128 to 856 code for a protein of 242 amino acids.